ACCCCAAGGAGCUCCAGCGGCCGCUGGCCCACGAGUGCCUGGGCGAAACCCUGCGCAUCCUGCGCCAGGUCAUCAACAAGUACCCGCUGCUCAACACCUUGGAGACCCUGACGGCCGCCGGGACCCUCAUCUCCAAAGUCAAGGGUUUCCAUUACGAAUCCAACAAUGAGACGGACAAGCGGGAGUUCGAGAAGGCCGUGGAGACCAUCGCAGUGUCCUUCAGCAGCACCGUGUCCGAAUUCCUCAUGGGGGAGGUGGACAGCAGCACCAUCCUCUCCAUCCCACCCAGCGACCAGAACCAGACUAUGGAGAGCCUCUACGGGGGGAUCCCUGGGCCUGGAGGAGACGGCAUGCCUUCGGGCAUGGAAAGCUAUGACACGGGCCGUCCUCCUGCUGAGGAAGUGGACGUGAUGCUGCAGCGCUGCGAGGGGGGGGUAGAUGCUGCCCUCCAGUACGCCAAAACCAUCUCCAAGUACAUGAAGGACCUCAUUGGCUACCUGGAGAAAAGGACCACGCUGGAGAUGGAGUUUGCCAAAGGGCUUCAGAAGAUGGCAAACAGCUGCAAGCAAACCAUCAGUCAGGAGACCAACAUGCCUUUCCUGUCCAUCUACCUGCUGGCCCUGGAGCAGGAUAUGGAGCACGGGACGUCGGUUCUGCAGGCUGCCAACACCCUGCAGCACCAAACCUUCCUGCAGCCGCUAACAGUGAGGCGCCUUGAACAUGAAAAACGGAGGAAGGAGAUCAAGGAGCAGUGGCACCGGGCGCAGAGGAAACUGCAAGAGGCAGAGGUCAACCUGCGCAAGGCCAAGCAGAUAUACAUGCAGCGCAGCGAGGAGCACGACAAGGCCAAGUACAUGGCAGUGAAAGCAGAAGAAGAGCAGCAGAACACCGCCAGCAGCAUCACCACCAAAACCCUGGACAAGAAGAGGCGGCUGGAAGAGGAAGCCAAGAACAAGGCAGAAGAGGCGAUGGCCACGUAUCGGACCUGCGUUGCGGAUGCAAAUACCCAGAAGCAGGAGUUGGAGGAUACCAAGGUGAACUCCUUGCGGCAGAUCCACGAAGUGAUCAAACAGAGUGACCAGGUCAUCAAGACGGCCACAAUCUCCUUCUACCAGAUCAUGCACAUGCAGACGGCUCCGCUGCCCGUCAACUUCCAGACACUGUGCGAGAGCAGCAAGCUCUACGACCCCGGGCAGCAAUACGCCUCUCACGUCAAGCAGCUGCAGCGAGGAGACGAACCUGACAUCCAGUACGACUUUGAGCCCUACGUGUCACACAACGCCUGGUCCCCCUUUACUCGGACACGGAAAGGCAGCUUCAACGCCAAUGACUUCUCAAUGAAUGCCGGCUCUGACGGAGCCGGGCUGCCCAAGGACGGGACCGUCUCGGAAGGAGGAGCAGGAGCCAAGGAGCAGCAAAGCGGGGCUGUGGCGGCUGAGCGGAGAGGUGAGGGACACCAGGUCCACAAAUCCUGGCCAACCUCUAUCAGUGAAGCUGACAGCAGCCUGGAUUCAAAUGCAGGUGAAUUCAGCCAUAAACUCCAGCGGUUGUCUUCCAACGGCACCAUGUCGUCCAGCGAAGAGCUGGAAGAGAAGGAUGAGAACGCAACCCCCUUUGAGCAGAGCAUCAAUGGGAUCACACCAGAGAUGACGGCUCCAACAGGGCCCUUCCGAAACGUUGGCUUAUCCAAGGCUGCCCAGACUCAUCGGCUGAGGAAGCUCCGUACCCCUUCCAAGUGUCGGGAGUGCAACAGCUACGUUUACUUCCAGGGAGCAGAAUGCGAGGAGUGCUACCUGGCCUGCCACAAGAAGUGUCUGGAAACCUUGGCCAUCCAGUGCGGGCACAAGAAACUCCAAGGGAAGCUGCAGCUUUUUGGGCAAGACUUCACAAAGGCUUCUCAGAGUAGCUCAGACGGCAUCCCCUUCAUCAUCAAGAAGUGUGUUUCUGAGAUUGAGAAGCGGGCACUGAAAACCAAGGGCAUCUACCGAGUUAAUGGCGUCAAGACCCGGGUGGAGAAGCUUUGCCAGGCAUUUGAGAAUGGGAAAGAGCUGGUGGAGCUGUCCCAGGCCUCCCCUCAUGAUAUCAGCAACGUCUUGAAGCUCUACCUGAGACAG
Molecule: messenger RNA, 2114 nt
Organism: Pelecanus crispus (Dalmatian pelican)
Lineage: Eukaryota; Metazoa; Chordata; Aves; Pelecaniformes; Pelecanidae
Source: RefSeq, a predicted model, not a curated record